GACGCGCUGUCUGGAAGAGCAGUUCUCGCGUAGUGUCGCCAGCGGAAUCCGCGCGUGAGCACUGCACUCACAGCUGUUGCCCCCCCCCCGCGAGAGCGGACAGCGCGCGACUCUGUGAGUGGCGCGCGAAGGAGAACGGUUCCGCGAAGUGUCUCAGCGGUCGUGUGUUUCUCUGCCAUCAUCCUGUACAAAAACCCCCUAAAGAUUCCCCCAGUCACUGCGCUGUUGGGCUCCGGGAGGCGCGUUCCGCCGCCAUCCUUUCACGAGGCUGUUUUUAUAAAAUGAAAGUGAUUUGAACUGAAGAGGUGUGACGUUGUUUAGAUACUCGAGGUGAGUGAAGAAGAGAAGAAGGAAACAAAUUGAAAGUACAUCGGACAGCACCGUCUGGAAUGGCACUGGCGUGAGCUGAGCUUACUGAGAAAACCUCUCCGUUACCAUAAAAAUACCGUGAAUAACAUGGGUAUGUUUGAGACAGGGAGUCUUUACACGACGUGUUUCCUCCUGAUGGCUGGACACACGUGUCUUCUUUUUGCCGGUUGCGCACCUCUACAUGCAGGUGAUGAUGCCUUCUCCAUCCAUCACGUGGGCUCUGGUCGCUGUCUUGAGUCUAGUGGCCUGAACCUGGGCAUGGGGGACUGCUCUGGUUCCUUGGAACAGCAGUGGAAAUGGGGCUUUGGCCACCGACUCUUCCACGUGGCCACUGCCCAGUGCCUUGGCCUACAGGUGCCCUCGAAGACCUUGGCUCUGCUCGACUGCGACUCGACUCGGGAUGUACUCUGGUGGCGCUGUGCUCACGGGAUCAUCCGCACAGCCUACCAGCUGUCCCUCUCUGCCGGCAACGGCACCGUCAGUGCCUGGCUGAACUCCCAGGACAGUUGGACGAGGCACAAUUCAUCAGACAAUAUCUGCCGGCAACCUUACCGGGUUAUACACACCACCAUGGGGAAUUCCUUCGGAGCGCCGUGUCAAUUUCCAUUCCGCCACAAUGGCAGCUGGCAUCACGGUUGUGUCUCAGGAGGGCAGGAGAAAGAAUUCUCCUGGUGCGCCACCACCCACGAUUACGAUGGGGAUCGCAAGUGGGGCUAUUGUCUGAAGCCUGAGCCAUUCUGUUCAUCCUUGUGGGAGAAUCCUGGCUGGGGGAGCUGUUACCAGUACAACCUACAGUCAGCUCUGCCAUGGCGCGAAGCCCGCGCCUCUUGCCUCAGUCAGGGAGGAGACCUGCUCAGCUUCUCCAGCCUCAACGAGUCUGCCUUUAUAGCUGCUCAAACAGGAUUGCCUAACCAGAUGUGGAUUGGACUGAACCAGCUAGACACGGCUCAGGGGUGGCAGUGGUCCGAUGGCUCCCCCCUCUCAUUUGUUAAAUGGAAUGAAGGGAUGCCCUUUACUUCUGUCUUGCAAGAGGCUGAUUGCGCUGCGAUGAACUCCCAGGGUUUGUGGGAGAGCGAGGCUUGUGGAUUGAGGCUUCCAUAUAUCUGCAAGAAAUAUCUAAACCAAACUGAGCAGCAGUCAGCUGAUAUAUGGCUGGACGGGUCAACUUCUUGUGAGUCUGGCUGGAAACCCUGGAAUGGCUUCUGCUACCAGUUAGUGAAGGACCCAUGUAGGCCUAUGCUGGAGGCCCAGCAGUACUGCGAAGCAUCUGGGGGGGCCCUGAUCAGUAUGCACAGCCUUGUCGACGUGGAAGCAAUCAACAUGGGGUUUCAUGACAGUACAGACCAAGAGCUGGAGGUCUGGACUGGCCUAAGGAGUAAGGAGAAACAAGCCCUUUUCUACUGGACUGACAAUUCUUCAGUGUCCUUCACGUACUGGGCCAGAGAUGAACCUCAGAUUCCUUCUGAAAGCAAGCCAAACUGUGUUUCCUACUUUGGGCAGUACCACCUCUGGAGGGUCAGUCCAUGUGAAAAAGAACUGCCUUUUGUGUGCAAGAAGAAAGGAAAUGUGAAGGAAAUCAUUAAAAAAGCAGGAUGUCCAGAGGAUGGCGACUGGAAGAGACAUGGUAACGCAUGUUAUAAGGUGGACACUGAAGAAGUUCUGUUUCAGGACAGGUGUGACCUCACAAUAAUGAACAGAUUUGAGCAGCUGUUCAUUAACAGUCUUAUUAAAGACCAUAUUACUACUAAAACCCUAUAUUUUUGGAUGGGACUCCAGGACAUAAAUGGUACUGGAGAAUUUCACUGGAUUACCAGGAACGGUCAAAGUAAAGGUGUUCCUUACACCAACUGGAAUAGGUUUGAACCAGAACUAGCUGGAGGAUGUGUUGUAAUGUCCACUGCCCAACCCUUGGGAAAAUGGGAAGUGAAAGACUGUGAGCUCUUUAAAGCUGGCUCCAUCUGCAAGACGUCUAUUGGGCCUCAGGUGGAACCAGAUGCAGAACCAGACCUAAGCCUCCCCUGCCCCCCUGGAUGGGUGACCCAUCCUGAUGUCCACUACUGCUACAAAGUGUUCCAUGAGGAGCGGCUGAGCCGGAAACGAACCUGGGGGGAGGCUGAACGGUUCUGUGAGGCCCUGGGUGCUCACUUAGUCAGCCUCAGCCACAAAAAUGAGAUGCAAGCCCUUCAGUCCGUCAUUUCGGAGACUGUCAGCAAUGAGCGGUAUUUCUGGGUUGGCCUGAACCGAAGAGGUACGGAAUCUGGCGAUGCUUGGGAGUGGAGUGAUGGAAGAGCAGUGUCUGCUGACAUUUUCUCGAGCGAGUUCCAUGAGGAUGAUGAGUACAGCAGGGAUUGUGCAGCCUUUAAGGUUGAAGUAAGGCCUCACAGAAGGAGGUAUUUCCUGCAUGCAGUGCACGAUGUGAUUAAGAAGCCUUUCUAUGCCAUCCGUUUCCGCUGCGACGCUCAGCUGGAGUGGGUCUGUCAGAUUCCUAGAGGAAAGAAAGAGACAGUUCCUGAUUGGUAUAAUCCAAACACCCAUCAUGAGUCUUCGAUAUUUGUGGAUGGCAGUGAGUUCUGGUUCGUGACGAACCCAAAGCUUACCUACGAUGAAGCCAGAGAGUUCUGCUGGAGCAAGGGCAGCAAGCUGGCAACUCCAAUGACAUAUGAUGCGGCAAAACAGAUCAGAGAAAAACUAUCUGAGCUUACAGAAAACAACAAGGGGUCACUCUGGUGGGUAGAUGUGCAAGUACUUGGUUACCUCUAUCCCCUGAGGUUAAUUUCAAUGGACCGUUGCUAUGCAAUGAAUACAUUGUACAUGACUCCAGUCCACACAUACACGUGCAAGGGGCGCUUUCCAUUUGUGUGUGAGAGACUCAAAACCACGUCUUUGGAAAAGCAUCCCCUGCCGGCCAUCCCCAUUGGGUUGCCAUGUGAUAAUGGAUUCCUGACCUUUGGAAACAAGUGCUACAUGGUGAUCAAGCCCCUGUACGUGUCGUUUGCCAAAGCCAGUGAGCAUUGCCACACACUAGGAGGAACUCUCCUUACCAUCGCAAAUCAAGUGGAGCAGGACUUUGUCACAUCCCUUCUAUCUGAGCUGUCCAGGAAGUUCUGGAUUGGACUGGAGAUCAAAGAAACAGGCAUGGAGUGGGUUGACAAUUCUACUUUUACUUUCCACAACUUUAACCCCCUUGUGCAUGGCCAAUACAGACCUGUGAGGAAAGGUAUAUAUUACCCAAAAGCACUGGAGCAGUGCGCCUACAUGAUCAAUGACCCCCAUCCUGCAAUGACGGGCACUUGGGACUACACAUCCUGUAUGGACUACCAAUACAUCUCUAUCUGUCAGCAUUACGCAGACAAGCCAGAGAGUCCUCACAUUCCUGCGAGCAACUUUACAGUCGGCAGCCAUACGUACAGAAUCAUACAGAAGAAUGUAACAUGGUUUGAAGCCUUGCAGCUGUGCAAGGAGGCAGGCAUGGAUCUGGUCAGCGUGACAGAUACCUACCAGCAGGCUGCCCUCACCGUGGCCGCGAGUAGAGCCAGCCACUCCGUGUGGAUCGGCCUGUUCAGCGAAGAUGAUGGAUUCCACUACAGAUGGACAGACCACAGCCACGUCAUGUUCAGCCGCUGGUCUCCCAAGCCCACUGUUGGGCAGUGUGUGUACCAGGACACUGAUGGCUUUUGGAAAGCCACAGAGUGUGAGGAGGUGCUAAAAGGAGCAAUCUGCCAGAUCCCACAGAGUGAAACCACCCUAAAGCCAGAAAAGAACCUUGUAAAAUGUCCUCACAAAAUCAAUGGGCUAAACUGGAUUCCCUUCAGGAACAAUUGCUAUGCCUUCCAGUUGGACUCUUCACGAUGGGAGAGCUUCACAAAUGUUCGAGACAUAUGCAAAAAAUUUGACAGUGAUUCAGACAUUCUUACCAUCCGGGAUGAAAUGGAGAAUGAGUUUGUGAAGGAGCAGCUGCUCCCUUUCAAGGACUUGGCUCAUUUUGUGUGGCUUGGAAUAUUCAGAGAUGAAAAUGUUAAUCGGAUGAAAUGGUACGACGGUACUAAUGUCCAAUACUCAAACUGGAGGGAUGGAAGGCCAUCUGUAACAAAGUCAUUCAUGGCAGGGCUUGGCUUGGACGGAGUCUGGGAAAUAUUCGCUGAUGAAAACUUUUUUUCACCUUUUCAGCAAAGAAGUAUUGUGGCCUGUAAAAUUGACAAUGACCCAAAGGAGGAAUUUCAGAAAUCACCGAAUGAUGUGGGAGUCUAUGGAAACUCGAGCUACUACAUUAUCGAGAGACAGCUCGCAUGGUUCGAUGCUGUGCGUGCAUGCAGGAGUGCUGGUGGCCACCUGGCCAGCGCCCAUGACUUUGCUCAUGAUGCCCACCUGGAACUGAUGUCCAAGAAAGAUGGCUUCCCGCUCUGGAUUGGCCUGUCUACUCAGGAUAUGGGCAGCUCGUACGAGUGGUCUGACGGGACCAGUUAUGACUACACGCCUGGAAGCUUUGUGAGCUCAGACUCCAAAGGCGACUGUGUAUUUGUGAACACGAAGGGCUUGUGGCAGCGAGCAAACUGCAGCUCCAAACAGGAAGGAGCCAUUUGUUAUAACUCCACUGUUCAGACAGAAAAAAGUGUCUGUCCACAGGCUUCUGUCCUCCCUGUGUCCAGAAAUUGUCCCCAGGGAGGCACUUCAAAGUGGAUAGAAUACAAUGGCCACUGCUAUACAGUCGACAUGCCUUCCUUUGUGUACACCAUGAAGGAAGCCAAGUCCAUUUGCAGGACUCUCGAUGAUUCAUCACAGCUCCUGACCAUAAAGAGCAAGGAAGAAAACAACUUUGUCUCUGGAUGCUUAUCUGAGAAUCCCCUCAUCACCGAUCGGAUUUGGCUUGGCAUAGAUUUGGACCACCAAGGUCAACCAAUGGCCUGGGUAGAUGGCACCAGUGUGGCAUUGUCAUUCUGGGAAACCCAAACAGAACCCUCUAACCAAGCCGCACUCAGAUGCGUAGUCAUGCAGGCUGGGAAGGGAGGCGUGUGGUCAUAUGUGAGCUGCGAAGACACUCGCAGCCGGGUUGUCUGCAAAGGCCCAAGCCGGGCAAGAGGUACAAAAGUAGUCUUGGCCUUCUUUUUCAUCAUUGUCUUCAUAUGUAUCACCACAGUAAUGAUUGUAAUAUGCAGGAGAAACAGAGCACGCUUUAUUUCAACUGUGCAGUACAGAAGGAGUUUAGAUGAAGACAGCAGUAGCAUCAUAACCCAGACAGAGUAAAUGCUAUUCCAUGGCUUUGUGCGCUUUUACAUUUUGCACCUUCUCAAAGUUUAAAACACAAAUGUUAACACACAAUAUUUGAGUUUUAAAUGGAAAUAGUCCAAAAUGUGCAGAUGCUGACAACGAGCAUUGGUGCAGAGUCCAUGUAAAUAUCUUGUGCACCCUAACCUGUACACUUUAUGUGCUUUAUGAUAUCAGGGAUUCUUCUGCAUACUUAUAAAUUACAGGUAUCUUUUAACGUAAUUUUUCUGACAGAUAAAGGGUAUCUUUUAAUGUGUACUUCAGAUUAUGCCGAUUAUGCUGUCUGAAAAUGCUAGUCAUGCUGGUUUUCAUUUUAACUUAAACUUGAAAAUUAAAGCACUCUUCUUAUCAAGACAGGCUUUACUUUUGUAAAGAAAUUGUUGUACUAUAGGAAACUGCUGUGAUUUGGUAACACUGCUUUAUUUUACAUUUAUUUUACAAUACAUGUAGGUCAUGGAUUUGUGCCAGGUCAUAAUCAGCACUUUUGUAAUGCGUUUCUUUUCAUUGGAGCUAAAUAUAAUUUGUCAUAUAGUUUUUCCUGACUGCUGAGAACUGGAGUACAAAUGGCUCUGUUGUAUAGCACAUAAAUUGCACUAUUGUGCCGUACUGUUCAAACUGUUCUGCAAGCAUGUUGUAAAAUUUGUAAAUAUUUAAAUUGUUCUAUUGGAAUUUAAAAUUUGUUCAGAAGUUGUUAAA
This is a messenger RNA of Scleropages formosus (Asian bonytongue), 6327 nucleotides long. Its product is annotated as lymphocyte antigen 75-like. The record is from RefSeq and is a predicted model, not a curated record. Lineage: Eukaryota; Metazoa; Chordata; Actinopteri; Osteoglossiformes; Osteoglossidae. The coding region runs from base 457 to 5610 and encodes 1717 amino acids. The transcript is spliced from 35 exons.